AGAGAGGAGUUAAACAGUUUGAUGGCGUGUGGGACAAAGGAGUUUUUAAGUCUACGAAGAACUCCAGAGGGUAUUCCUUGCCUGCAGAGUGGCAUGAAAGUGUUGCUGUGCCAGCUGUUUGAAUUUCCUCUCCUCCAUAUGCCACCAGUUUAGUUUUCUGUGAUGGCAGGAGUUUUUCAUCUUGUCUCUGUUGUUCAAAAAGGUCAGCCGGCAUGACAUUACAUGUCCACCUUGAGCUCUAUGGGUUUUCCAUUAAUAUGCACCGUGGUGAAAAUGUCAAUCUUGUAUGGAAAGCAGGGGUUUAUAGUGUCUAUAUUAAUUCCAUUCACAUAGAACAUUUCCUCAUCACUGCUAGGCGCUUGCAUCUCAAUGUGGUUAACGGGUCUCUUUUUGAAUUGCCGUGUUUGUGAUGACUUGCAGCAUUUCUGGAAGUGAUUCCAUUUUUGGCACUUAUGGCAUUGCUGGCCAUAUGCUGGGCAUUUGUCUCUUUUUGCCUCGUGGCAGUUGUUGCAGUUUGUUAUUGCGUGAGCGGGCCUCUGUUCUGGUUGUGUUGCACGCUCAUUGCCUGUCUUCGUCUUGACUUUGUGUAGAUGUUUUUCUUUAUAAUGUGAUGCAAGGUAUCCACCUUUGCGGCCAUUUGUUUUGGAGCUGCUAGAGCUUUUGUAUGUUGAUCUGUCUGCUCGAAUAUCUGGCACAUUUCAAUUGCUUUGCUCAAAGUUAGGUCACUGUCGCGCAGCAGUUGCUUUCUCAUGCUGUCACUAUUUAUGCCACAAACGAGUCUGUCUCUGAUAGCUCGUCUUUAAGCUGGCCAAAUCUGAAACUGCCUGCCUUAUUUUUCAAGUCGCUCACGUAAGACUCAAUUGUUUCAUCUGGUCGUUGGUUUCUGGUGUUAAACUUGUGCCUUUCCAUUGUUAUGUUUGUUUGGGGAUUACACAGUUCCCGAAAUUUGCGCUUGAGACCGGGUCUUCUCUCGAUUCUGCUUCGGUCACCGAUCGUCUGUGUUCUCCUUCCCCCGCGUGCACAGCGGGUGCAUAAACGAAGGUGCGCUCCCGCUCGAUGGCUUCAGAGCCGGCCAGGUUUAGCAGGAUGAACGCUCUAGUUCGAGCAUCCUUAUCGGAAUGAGCAGCAGCUAUGAAUAUGUCGUAUUCCUGCUCGAAUACACACCACUUCUCGGCGAUGUUUCCACUGAACACCAAAGGUUCUGGUCUAUGGAAUCCGUCUGAUGUGGUCGUUGAUGCUUAAUAGCCUUUGCUACGAUAGCCGAGCAACGCUAGCUGGUUGUUUGCUUCAUCCGCAAAGUGCUGAGAAAACGUUAGCCUGACAGCUCGGCAGGGCUGUAGCACACGACCAAACCACAACUUCUGACACCAUGUUUGAUGUUCAGUACUGACUCUGGAUUCGUGAUUACUAGCAAGCUUUGUUUUACUACAUAACCGAGCAGCCAUUACAUGUAAGCAACUUCACUCCCGGGGAGGGCGGGUCUCACCUCCGCGCUGUCUCACUGCGUGCGUGCACAGCGUACUACUCGGAACAGGUAUAUGAAAGCAGCAUUAACGAACAAUAUUAGUCGGAUGUUCUACAAUAACCAAACAGCAGCUAACUUUAAUAUUUUCACUAAACAUAAGAUGGCUUAGAUGGCGUUUUUCCUGAGACCUGAGGAUGUCCUGAAAUGAACACCAUAGCAUCAGAUCACAUCAAAUAUCGCAUGUUGUUGUUUGAGGUUCUGGUAGAAAAACCGUUUAAUGUUAAGCUGUUAUCAUUUUUAAUAAACUUGAAGUUAUAUUUGGUUAUUGAUUUUUCGAUGCAUGCUAACAGGUAAAUCGUUGUUUUGUCUUUUGUCUUAAUAAAGUCAUCUUAACGCCAUCAAACUCUAUCCAAACUAUCUUUGGCCUUUCAUUAUGCUCAUAUGUCAACUUAUUCAUUUUUCUGAUGUUUGGUCUCUGCAUGAUCACAUGGUGUUCAGGCCGGUGUUGAUUAGAGCUGCAGCUCUGAGAUUCCCAGUAGUGUGACAGAAAGAGCCAAUUAAGCAGCCCCGAUAAUUAAUCCCUGUGUUCUUCUCAAAGGAAGCCAAAUUCUGUUGUACUGACCUCGGGACCAAUUAGCUUCAAAAGGAAAAUGGGAACAAAUAUACGGAUGAAAUACCUGAAGGAAGGAGCAGCAGACAAAUUAGAUUUCACGGUUUAAACCUCAGAGGAAACAUCUGCGCUCCUCUGAAUUCAAUAUCAGAGCAGGAAAUAAUAUCACGCUGCAGCUUUUCAUCGUAGGAGGAAAGAUAUAAUCACUUAUAUAAUAUUUAUUUUCUUUCUGAAGAACAUUUAAGUAUUUAUUUAUUUUUGCACACGCUACCAAACAUAAAACGUGAUUAGGAACUUAACUUAAAGUUUGUUAACUCAGUGUUUAUCACACGAGAAUCAGAAUAUGUAUCGGCCUUAUAAAACAGACGUGCGUGUGCACAAAAACCACCAGAUUCAGAGUCGCGUCAGGUUGUCCCACAUGUCUCUGCUCGUUGUCCUAACAGACCCACACCCUGACAAACCUCCGGAGACCGAUGGGCUCAGGGACCUUUACACUCCCACAAGCUGCUUUGAGCCAAUCACAGCGGUGCUGUGUUUGAGGUCAGCCUUUCAGUGGGACAUGAGCAACUGGCUAUAAGAUGACCUGAGAAAAGACCGGGUUUUUCCUGACGUUAAACCAGCGCUGCAGGUGAAGCCAGAGCCAUGUUGGAAGCACCGCUAAGCAGAAACUUCUCCCAUUGCACAUUUGUGUUACGAGGGUUUCCCUCGCUGCAGAAACACCGCCGGCUGUUGGCGCUGCCAUUUAGCGCCUCCUACCUGUUGGUGCUGCUCGGAAACUCUCUGCUGGUGUACGUCAUCUGCAGCGUGGAGAGACUGCACAGCCCCAUGUACCUCCUCAUUUGCACGCUCUGCUUUGUUGACAUCCUGGUUGUGACAACCAUCAUCCCCAACAUGCUCCUUGGCUUUCUGUUCGACUGGAAUGAGAUUUCAUUGGUCGGCUGCUUGACUCAAAUGUUCUUCAUUCAUUUCCUGUCCUCAGUGGAGUCAACCCUGUUGUUGGCAAUGGCACUGGACCGCUACUUCGCCAUCUGCCGGCCACUGCGCUACAAUGACAUAAUUAACUCCUCCAUGCUGGUGAGGCUAGUGCUCUUCACGCUGGUGCGCAGCGUCUCCGUCAUGGCGACGCUCGUAGGUUUGGCAGGUUCUCUGCAGUUCUGUGGUUCCAACGUAAUCCAGCACUGCUACUGCGACCACAUGGCGCUGGUCAGCCUGGCGUGUGACAGCACAAGCCGGAGCAGUGCAGCUGGCCUUGCUGUCAUCAUCUGCUUUGUAGGAGCUGACAUACCAAUUAUUUUCUUUUCCUAUAUGAAGAUACUGAGCGUGGUCUUGCGAUCGGCAGCAGCUGGUGAAGACAGCAGGAAAGCUUUUCACACCUGCAGCACUCACCUCAUUGUUAUGAUGUGUUUUUACCUGGUGGGCAGCAUCACCUUCCUCUCUCACAACCUGAACAUCCCCAUACCAACAGAUAUCAACAAUUCCAUGGGACUCAUGUACAUCCUUUUCCCAGCAACAAUCAACCCUAUCAUCUACGGAGUACGAACCAAAGAAAUCCGUGACAGCUUUCUGAGAAUUUUCAAAAACAGAGCAAAGAAAAUAAUGACUGUGAAGGUUUCGUCUGCUGGAAAAGAAAAAUCAUGAAGCCCCUCUUCUGUGGGGUUUGGUUUAUAUGAUCUUCAUGAACCUCUUUUAUGCAAACAUACUUUUUUAUACAACUAAUGCCUGUAGUUUCAGACUCUGAAGUGGAAACAGGACCUUGGAACCAUCCCAGAGUUUCAGAUUAUAGACGGCUGCUUUGAAACUGGGUCCUGCUCAUAUGCACCAAAUUUUUGCUUUUGGGAGUUCUUGGGUGCUGGAAAAUAUCCCGUCUGGGAACUCUGUUGUCCAGUUGGGGUACCUCAUUUUUUAAUGUUGGCAAUAACAGAGAAACUUGCUGAUGGGGAGGAAGGGCUUGCUGGAGGCCAAGUGUUGUUCUGUUACUGGACUUCUGUGCUGUUGGUCUAUAAUGAACAUUGGUUGAUUUUGUCAUUUUUUACUACAUGCAAUGGCCAACUCACCUGUCUCUGACCUGGACUAGGUGUAUUAAGGAGGAUGCCAGACAGCCAUGAAAAAUGAAAGUGUGCUGGGAGGAUCUGGGACGGGCCUUGGAGUGGAGAUCUUCACCUCCUGCAAAACUUUUGCAGCAUUAUUCUGAUUGGGGCCAGGGACACCGAGUCUGAAUGGACCAUAUUCAACACCACCACUGCUGAUGUGACUGAAUGAGGCUAUGGCUGUAAGGUGUUUAGGGCACGUCAUGGCAGAGCCCCACCAGUAAACACUGGAGGUAAAGGGAAAUGUGAUGGUGAAGGAGUAGACCUAUCAGGGAUAAAGGGCUUAUGGGACAGUUGGCAUGUUUAGGCAGAGUACGACCAUGACAUGAAAAAAGAGUGGGAGUUUGUCAGGGAGUAAGGUAUUUGCUGCUGCUCUUGUGACCUAAGCGCAGAUAUGCAGCAGAAAAAUCAAACUGUGACUGCAAGGUAUACAUGAGUCUGAAAACCUCCUGCAAGACGUGUUAUCUGAAGUCUAACUGUUAAUGAAUGCUCAGGGAUUCAGACAUGCUGUCGAAAGCAUUUGCUGUUUGGUGAAUCACUAUAAAGCUUCUUUAAAAGGCAUCUCUACAAUUAAUACAUUCAUUCAUUUCCUUAAAUGGAACACCCGGCAUUAGGCAUUAGCACAAGUACCAUAUUUUUCACACUAUAAGGCGCUCUUAGAAUUAUUUAAUUUUCUCAAAAAUUGACAGUGCGCCUUAUGUAUGAAUUCUGGUUGUGCUUACUGACCUCGAACUGA
Messenger RNA from Haplochromis burtoni (Burton's mouthbrooder), 4898 nucleotides. Its product is annotated as olfactory receptor 51E2. The record is from RefSeq and is a predicted model, not a curated record. Gene Ontology annotation, molecular function: G protein-coupled receptor activity; olfactory receptor activity. Gene Ontology annotation, biological process: G protein-coupled receptor signaling pathway. The coding region runs from base 2718 to 3713 and encodes 331 amino acids. Lineage: Eukaryota; Metazoa; Chordata; Actinopteri; Cichliformes; Cichlidae. The transcript has 2 exons. Gene Ontology annotation, cellular component: membrane.